CUCUAGUAGCAGUAGUAGCCAACAAAAUGGCUACCACGAAUGAUUCUAAGGCGCCUGUGCGCCAAGUAAAAAGAGUACAAUUUGGUAUAUUAUCUCCAGAUGAAAUCCGACGGAUGUCAGUCACAGAGGGUGGGAUUCGUUUCCCCGAAACCAUGGAGGGCGGUCGACCCAAGCUUGGCGGACUUAUGGAUCCGCGACAAGGGGUGAUCGAUAGGAGUUCCAGAUGCCAAACAUGUGCUGGAAAUAUGACUGAAUGUCCUGGACAUUUUGGACACAUUGACUUGGCCAAACCAGUUUUUCACAUUGGUUUUAUAACUAAAACUAUCAAAGUACUAAGAUGUGUUUGUUUUUACUGUUCAAAGCUGCUUGUUAGCCCAACUAAUCCAAAGAUAAAAGAAGUUGUUAUGAAAUCAAAAGGACAGCCUCGUAAGAGAUUGACAUAUGUUUAUGAUCUAUGUAAAGGCAAAAAUAUUUGUGAGGGUGGUGAAGAUAUGGAUAUAGGGAAAGAGGGUGAAGAGGGAAAAAGAGGUUCUGGCCAUGGUGGUUGUGGUCAUUACCAACCCUCCAUAAGAAGACAAGGUCUUGACCUCACAGCUGAGUGGAAGCAUGCAAAUGAGGACACUCAGGAAAAGAAAAUUAUUAUAACGGCUGAAAGAGUGUGGGAGAUACUUAAACAUAUCACAGAUGAAGAAUCCUUUAUACUUGGUAUGGACCCUAAAUUUGCCAGACCAGAUUGGAUGAUAGUAACAGUAUUGCCAGUUCCACCAUUGUCAGUACGACCCGCUGUAGUGAUGUUUGGCUCAGCCAAGAAUCAAGAUGACUUGACACAUAAACUUGCUGACAUAAUCAAAGCCAAUAAUGAACUAAUGAGAAAUGAACAGUCUGGUGCAGCAGCACACGUGCUUGCUGAAAACAUUAGAUUGCUACAGUUUCAUGUUGCCACAUUUGUUGAUAAUGAUAUGCCUGGUAUGCCAAAGGCUAUGCAAAAGUCAGGAAAGCCCCUCAAAGCAAUCAAAGCUCGUCUAAAAGGAAAGGAAGGUAGAAUCAGAGGCAACCUCAUGGGAAAACGAGUUGACUUUUCAGCUCGUACUGUCAUUACACCAGAUCCUAACUUGCGUAUUGAUCAAGUAGGAGUGCCAAGAUCCAUUGCUCAGAAUUUGACAUUCCCGGAACUGGUAACACCAUUCAACAUUGACAGGAUGCAGGAGCUUGUCCGUAGAGGCAAUGCACAGUAUCCUGGAGCGAAGUAUAUUGUAAGGGAUAAUGGAGAAAGAAUAGAUUUAAGGUUUCAUCCGAAGCCAUCUGACUUGCAUCUGCAACAUGGUUACAAAGUAGAACGCCACUUGAGAGAUGAUGAUCUAGUUAUUUUCAACCGACAGCCUACUCUUCACAAAAUGAGUAUGAUGGGUCACAGGGUAAAAGUACUUCCAUGGUCAACAUUCCGUAUGAAUUUAAGUUGCACAUCGCCUUAUAACGCCGAUUUCGAUGGUGAUGAAAUGAACUUGCAUGUACCUCAAUCAAUGGAAACAAGAGCAGAAGUUGAAAAUAUUCACAUAACUCCUAGACAGAUUAUCACUCCACAAGCAAACAAACCUGUUAUGGGUAUUGUACAGGACACACUGACAGCUGUCAGGAAAAUGACAAAGCGUGAUGUUUUCUUGACAAAAGAACAAGUCAUGAAUCUUCUUAUGUUCUUGCCAACAUGGGAUGGUAAAAUCCCACAGCCUUGCAUUUUGAAGCCCCAACCACUGUGGACUGGUAAACAAAUCUUCACCCUUAUUAUUCCUGGACCCGUGAAUAUGAUUAGAACACACUCAACACAUCCUGAUGAAGAAGAUGAUGGUCCAUAUAAGUGGAUUUCUCCUGGAGACACCAAAGUUGUUGUAGAACAUGGAGAGCUGCUCAUGGGUAUAUUGUGUAAAAAGUCACUUGGUGCCUCAGCUGGUUCCUUGCUACAUAUUUGCAUGUUGGAGUUAGGUCAUGAAACUGCUGGCCGCUUCUAUGGUAACAUUCAGACUGUAAUCAACAACUGGCUACUUUUGGAAGGCCACUCUAUCGGUAUUGGCGACACCAUUGCCGAUCCGCAAACAUACCAAGAAAUUCAGCGGGCCAUUGUAAAAGCCAAAGAGGAUGUCAUAGAAGUAAUUCAAAAAGCUCACAACAUGGAACUGGAGCCUACUCCUGGUAAUACUCUCAGACAGACAUUCGAGAAUCAAGUAAAUCGUAUUCUGAACGACGCUCGUGACAAAACUGGUGGAUCGGCUAAGAAAUCUCUCACUGAAUACAACAACUUAAAGGCUAUGGUGGUAGCUGGUUCCAAAGGAUCCAAUAUUAACAUCUCUCAGGUUAUUGCCUGUGUAGGUCAACAAAACGUUGAAGGUAAGCGAAUUCCGUUUGGUUUUCGUAAACGAACAUUGCCGCAUUUCAUCAAAGACGAUUAUGGUCCUGAGUCGAGAGGAUUCGUAGAAAACUCAUAUCUUGCUGGUUUAACUCCUUCCGAGUUCUACUUCCACGCCAUGGGAGGUCGUGAAGGUCUUAUCGAUACUGCCGUAAAAACUGCUGAGACUGGAUAUAUCCAACGUCGUUUGAUCAAAGCUAUGGAGUCUGUCAUGGUUCACUAUGACGGCACUGUUCGUAAUUCAGUCGGACAACUAAUUCAGUUGAGAUAUGGUGAAGACGGAUUAGCUGGAGAAACUGUAGAGUUCCAGAACUUACCAACAGUGAAACUAUCUAAUAAAGCAUUUGAAAAGAAAUUCAAAUUUGAUCCUUCCAAUGAGAGGUACUUAAAGAGGAUCUUUAGUGAAGACAUAAUCAAAGAGUUGACUGAAUCUGGAUACGUCAUUAGCGAUCUUGAAAGUGAAUGGGAACAACUUUGUAAGGACAGAGAGGUGUUGCGUCAGAUUUUCCCGAGUGGUGAAUCUAAAGUUGUAUUGCCUUGCAACUUCAAGAGAAUGAUUUGGAAUGCACAAAAGACUUUCCAUAUUAACAAACGUAUGCCGACGGAUCUGAGUCCUAUAAAAGUUAUUUCAGGUGUCAAAGACUUACUUAAAAAAUGCGUUAUUGUAGCAGGAGAAGAUCGCUUAUCUAAGCAAGCUAACGAAAAUGCUACUCUACUGUUCCAAUGUUUGGUCCGCUCUACUCUGUGCACUAAAUUCGUAUCUGAAGAAUAUCGUUUAUCAACUGUGGCAUUUGAAUGGCUGAUUGGAGAAAUUGAAACUAGAUUCCAACAAGCACAAGUAAACCCUGGCGAGAUGGUUGGUGCUCUCGCUGCACAGUCUCUUGGCGAGCCCGCUACUCAGAUGACAUUGAACACUUUCCAUUUUGCUGGUGUGUCGUCUAAAAACGUAACUCUGGGUGUACCACGACUUAAGGAAAUUAUCAAUAUAUCUAAGAAACCCAAAGCUCCAUCUCUAACUGUGUUCUUGACGGGUGGUGCCGCCAGGGACGCUGAAAAAGCUAAGAAUGUGCUAUGUAGAUUGGAACAUACAACGCUGCGUAAGGUGACUGCUAAUACUGCUAUUUACUAUGACCCGGACCCGCAAAAUACUGUAAUCGCCGAAGAUCAAGAAUUCGUUAAUGUUUACUAUGAAAUGCCUGAUUUUGAUCCUACGAAAAUUUCUCCAUGGUUGUUACGUAUUGAAUUAGACCGCAAAAGAAUGACUGACAAAAAGCUUACCAUGGAACAGAUUGCUGAAAAGAUUAACGCUGGAUUUGGUGAUGACUUAAAUUGUAUUUUCAAUGACGACAAUGCAGAAAAACUUGUAUUGCGUAUCAGGAUUAUGAAUAAUGAAGAAAGCAAAUUCCAAGAUAAUGAGGAAGAGACUGUUGAUAAAAUGGAGGAUGACAUGUUCUUGCGAUGCAUCGAAGCUAACAUGCUGUCAGACAUGACUUUACAGGGAAUAGAGGCUAUUGCCAAAGUGUACAUGCAUUUACCACAGACUGAAGCGAAAAAACGUAUUAUAAUUACAGAGCAAGGAGAAUUCAAGGCUAUUGCUGAAUGGUUAUUGGAAACUGAUGGUACAUCAUUGAUGAAAGUUCUUUCGGAAAGAGAUGUUGACCCCAUAAGGACAUUCAGUAACGAUAUUUGUGAAAUAUUCCAAGUUCUUGGAAUAGAAGCCGUGCGUAAGUCGGUAGAGAAAGAAAUGAAUGCUGUAUUGCAGUUCUACGGUCUCUACGUAAACUACCGUCAUCUUGCCUUACUUUGUGACGUAAUGACUGCUAAGGGUCAUCUUAUGGCCAUCACACGUCACGGUAUUAAUAGACAAGAUACCGGUGCACUUAUGAGAUGCUCCUUCGAGGAAACAGUUGACGUGCUACUGGAUGCUGCCAGUCACGCUGAAGUUGAUCCUAUGAGAGGCGUAUCCGAAAAUAUAAUCAUGGGCCAGUUGCCGCGUAUGGGAACUGGUUGUUUCGAUUUACUCCUUGACGCUGAGAAGUGUAAGCUCGGUAUGGAGAUGGGUGGUCUUGGCGUUGGCGGCGUCGGCGGCGGCAUGUACUUCGGCGUUGGUACUCCAUCCAUGACACCGCUUAUGACCCCGUGGUCUACUCAGAACACGCCUGGAUAUGGCAGCAGCGCAUGGUCUCCUGGUCAAGUGGGCAGCAGCAUGACUCCAGGUGGACCGUCCUUCUCGCCAUCUGGUGCAUCGGACGCCUCUGGUUUAUCCCCUGCUUACAGCGCGUGGUCGCCGCAGCCAGGCUCGCCGGGGUCGCCGGGGCCCCCGCUAUCGCCGUACACGUCUCCCGCCGGCGCAUCUCCCUCAUACUCACCAACAAGUCCUGUGUACGCGCCUGCCUCACCCAGCCUCACUCCAACGUCUCCACAUUAUUCGCCGACGAGCCCUUCGUACUCACCAACUUCACCAAACUAUUCCCCGACGUCUCCAAUAUAUUCACCGACUUCACCGAGCUAUUCUCCUACUUCACCUGGUUAUUCGCCAACGUCGCCAUCGUACUCUCCAACGUCACCUAGCUAUUCACCCACGUCACCAAGUUAUUCACCGACAAGUCCAGCAUAUUCACCGACUUCACCAAGCUACUCACCGACUUCGCCAAGCUAUUCUCCGACUAGUCCGUCUUAUUCUCCGACAAGCCCUUCGUAUUCUCCAACUAGUCCAGCUUAUUCACCGACGUCACCUGGGUACUCGCCAUCUUCUCCGAGUUACUCCCCGACUAGCCCCGUUUACAGUCCCGCUUCUCCUAGUUACUCGCCAUCAUCACCAAAUUACACCCCGACGUCACCGGGCUAUUCUCCAACAAGUCCAUCUUAUUCACCUACGUCGCCCGCAUAUUCUCCGACUUCGCCCAGUUACUCACCCUCGUCACCUAAAUAUUCUCCGUCACCGAACUAUUCACCGACAUCACCGUCCGUGGCAGGUGGCAGUCCUACAUAUUCCCCGACUAGUCCACAAUACUCCCCUACUAGUCACCAAUACUCCCCGACGAGCCCAGCCUAUUCGCCCUCGUCGCCACAGCACCCAGGUAGCACGCGCUACUCGCCAUCUUCACCCAACUAUUCUCCAUCAUCGCCAAAUUACUCUCCGUCAUCACCGGGAUAUUCUCCGUCGUCUUCAAAGUACUCGCCCACAUCGCCGACGUACACGCCUACUUCCCCCAACUAUUCACCGUCAUCCCCUGCGUAUUCCCCGUCAUCAGCGGGACCAACUUCCUACUCUCCUACUUCACCCUCGUACUCUCCUACAUCGCCUAAUUACGACGACGGUGACGAUUAAAUUAAUUAUUUUUGAU
Trichoplusia ni (cabbage looper) is the source of this 5745-nucleotide messenger RNA. RefSeq names its product DNA-directed RNA polymerase II subunit RPB1 (gene RpII215). Gene Ontology annotation, molecular function: DNA binding. Gene Ontology annotation, biological process: transcription by RNA polymerase II. Gene Ontology annotation, cellular component: RNA polymerase II, core complex. The transcript is spliced from 7 exons. The record is from RefSeq and is a predicted model, not a curated record. The coding region runs from base 27 to 5729 and encodes 1900 amino acids. Lineage: Eukaryota; Metazoa; Arthropoda; Insecta; Lepidoptera; Noctuidae.